AUGAACUUCUUGAUGAAUGUUCUUUAUACUGCUCCAAUGCAUGAAAUAUAUUUCGAUGAUUCGCCGGACAUCUUCAAAGCGUUUCCGGAGUAUUUUAUCGAAGACGUUGUGGACGCUCUGUUUUUCGUUAUAGAAAACUCAGCGUCAGCAUUAAGUGAAUUAUCGCUGGAUGAGAUGCCUUUCCAUAUUUUGGUGUUGGUGUGCAAUCCAUCGCUGUUCAAAAACCCAUAUCUGGCCGCUGGGGUGAUCGAAGUUAUCUUCUUGCUGUGCUCGCAGUCCCAUGCUGCAGCGCGUAAUUUUUUACAAGCGAUACUGAAUCAUCCCUUAUCCGCUGCCAACCUGUACAAGUCACUGACGAAGUUCUACUCAGGUAAGAGUUCAUUCAUUCACAAACAGUCUUAUGCCCAAACAGUAGAUGACAUAAGGAGAAUAUUUCACUCUGUUUCGUUGGGAAUUAGCUUGAAAGCAUUUGUUUCCAGUCGUUUAUCUUGGCGAUUCUUUUUCGAUAGCUUUUCCUGUCAGGAUAUUUGUGAGAAAUUACAAGGAGCUUCUAGGGGUGUCAGGGCACAGUUGCGGUGCAAGAGUAUACGUUUGUGUCGGUUUGCUGUCAUGUGAUU
Molecule: messenger RNA, 617 nt
Organism: Soboliphyme baturini
Lineage: Eukaryota; Metazoa; Nematoda; Enoplea; Dioctophymatida; Soboliphymatidae
Source: the annotation of a GenBank genome assembly